Messenger RNA from Marasmius oreades (fairy-ring Marasmius), 570 nucleotides. RefSeq lists its product as uncharacterized. The record is from RefSeq and is a predicted model, not a curated record. The transcript has 6 exons. Lineage: Eukaryota; Fungi; Basidiomycota; Agaricomycetes; Agaricales; Marasmiaceae. Bases 1 to 570 code for a protein of 189 amino acids.
AUGGCGAGAACUGAGCAGCUUACUCUCCAGUCGAUUUCCAAGCUUGCCUCCCUCAACGGUGUGUAUAUGCUCGGAUAUGCAUGGGUAUUUGGUACAGCCGUCUGGGUGACAUUCUUCGGGGGCGUUAUUGCAUACAGGGCCCUCCCGCGUCAACAAUUUGGCGCCCUCCAGCACAGAGUCUUCCCGGUUUAUUUCGUUCAGUCUAUUCUCUUGAGCUCUACCUUGCUCGGCAUUUGGGUUUUCACUCAUCCCGACGUCACCACCCACAUCUCCAAUCCGUUGAUUGCAGACGUGGCUCAGGUUUACGCUUUGGGCUCCGCUAUAUUGGCUCAGGGUGCUAACUAUUUCGUUAUCGGGCCGAUGACUAGCAGGACGAUGUUCCAAAGGCACAAGCUUGAGAAGGAAGAGGGAAAAGCUUAUACAGAUCCUGGGGCGUCUCCAGAAAUGAAGACUCUCACCCGGAAAUUCGCCUCGCUUCAUGGCGUCAGCUCAUUGGCAAAUCUGUGGUCUGUGAUUGCCCUCGGUUUUCAUGGACUCUGGAUUGGGAAUGCAGGUAUCAGAGGCUACUGA